Molecule: messenger RNA, 1092 nt
Organism: Dovyalis caffra
Lineage: Eukaryota; Viridiplantae; Streptophyta; Magnoliopsida; Malpighiales; Salicaceae
Source: the annotation of a GenBank genome assembly
AUGGAAAUCAACGAUGGAGAAGAAGAGGAAUUUGAAUUCUCACGGAAUUACUUUCUAGCAAAAGAAUUAGCCGGGUCGGGUAAGAAAUCAACUCGCAAGAUUUCCGAUAUCAACGUCGUCGAUGAACAGGAGCUAAGGGCGGCAGCAGCUAAUAUUGAGCUAAAACAUGAGAAAGAGAUUAAUUCUCUUGUUAAUAGUUACAAGAGCUUGUAUCCUAAAUGGGAUUUCGAACUCAGGUGUGGAUUUGGCCUUCUAAUGUAUGGAUUUGGAUCUAAGAAGGUAUUGAUUGAAGAUUUUGCUUCAACAGCUUUAACUGAGUAUUCUGUAGUAGUAAUCAAUGGGUAUCUUCAGUCAGUCAAUCUAAAACAGGUGGUCAUUGCCUUAGCUGAAAUUUGGUGGGAAGAGUUGAAAACCAGACGGAGAACUUCUUCAGGGUUAUCAUCUAAAGUUCAACAGCCUUUUAAUUCUCGAUCUAUGGAUGACCUUCUUGCAUUUUUGCAUGAAUCACAUGUAGAUGAAAAUGAUUCUUUUGUGUGUGUUGUUGUUCACAACAUUGAUGGGCCUGGGUUAAGAGACCCUGAAAGUCAACAGUAUCUUGCACGACUUGCUUCUUGUUUGCAUAUCCGUAUGAUUGCCUCCAUUGACAAUGUCAAUGCACCUCUUUUGUGGGACAAGAAGAUGGUUCACACCCAGUUUAACUGGUGCUGGUAUCAUGUUCCUACCUUCACACCAUAUAAAGUUGAAGGAAUCUUCUUUCCUCUGAUUCUUGCUCACAGCAGCACAACUCAAAGUGCCAAAACUGCUGCAAUAGUAUUACAGAGUUUGACACCCAAUGCCCAAAGUGUGUUCAAAAUUCUUGCAGACUGUCAGUUGUCUCAUCCUGAUGAAGAAGGCAUGCCAAUUGAUACUCUGUAUACAGUUGCUCGAGAGCGCUUCAUUGUGAGCAGCCAGGUCACAUUGAACUCCCAUUUGACAGAGUUCAAAGAUCAUGAGUUAGUCAAGACUAAACGGCAAAGUGACGGACAAGAUUGCUUGCACAUCCCACUUGCAGCAGAUGCCCUUGAAAAGCUAGUUUCUGAGAUCAAUCAAUAG